Molecule: messenger RNA, 657 nt
Organism: Botrytis sinoallii
Lineage: Eukaryota; Fungi; Ascomycota; Leotiomycetes; Helotiales; Sclerotiniaceae
Exons: 2
Coding region: 1-657 (218 amino acids)
Source: RefSeq, a predicted model, not a curated record
AUGGAGGGACGACUAGAAUCUGGAGGUUUCUUCAAGGCAGCUUUUCAAGACAAUGGAUUUAGAGAGGGAGCGGAGAAUAAGAUGGAUCUACCUGAAGAUAAGCCGUAUAUUUUUCAGGAAUUUGUUACCUGGAUGUAUACCGCACAAGUUGGAAGCCUUCAAAUCCAAACUGCAGAGGACGAAUCCGGUCGCGAUCUUGCUAUUAUUGAGCUUCACAUUUUCGCCGACAAGUAUCAGAGUGGGCAGCUAAUGAACUUUACCAUGGAUUUGCUUCAGGAUUCUCUCAACACCAGCUGCAAACCUCUUUCGUUCCGAGAACUCGAGACGGUCUUUAAAUUCACGAAACCCAGGUCUCGUCAACCCUUACGAUGCUUUGCUAUAGCAAUGAUGGCUUGUACUGUUCUUCACGGUCCAAACUAUUCUUCGGCCCAGAGAAUGGAAAGAAUAUUCAAAGAGAUUGAUGGUGCGGCGAUCGAGAUCCUUGAGUAUAUACCUAUGCUCCUUUUAACACAUACGAGGACCCAUAAAGAUCCAAGAUAUCGUACGGAGAAUCCUGUAAUCGAAGAAGAGGGAUUUGAGAUUUGCAAGUUUCACCGACACAAAUUCGAUGAAGUCUGUAACACGGAACCGAACAAACCAACAACCGUGUGGAAUUAG